AUGACUGGAGGCGGGGGUGCAGCUGAGGUGAGCUCCAGCCGAAGGACAAUGUUUGCGCCCGGCGUUGGCAUCCCUCCGCUGCCGGGGCGGCUGGUACUGAUGCUGCUCCUGCUGUGCGCCUCCGAGCCCAGGCUCUCCAGGGCCUGUACCGGGUUGCUCGCCUCCACCAGCGGCUGCAGCUGCACGGAGGAGCGGGGGAAAACGCACAGUGUCCCGGGCCAGGCUGUGGGGAGGAGGGUCAGCUGCACCAAGGAGGAGCUGAGUGAGCCACCGGAUGGCAGCCUGCUACCCAACAGGACCGUCACCCUGAUACUGAGCCACAACAAAAUCAGAGUCCUGAAAAAUGGAUCCUUCAGUGGACUUUUUGCUUUGGAAAAAAUGGACCUCAAGCACAACUUAAUCAGCACCAUCAUGCCCGGGGCCUUCCAGGGCCUGUCUGAGCUUCGGAAACUCGACCUCUCCAACAACCGCAUUGGCUGUCUGUCUGCGGACAUGUUCCAAGGGUUGACCAAUCUUACCAAAUUGAAUCUUUCUGGCAACAUCAUAUCCACGCUGGAUCCAGCAGUGUUUCAGGAGCUGCCGUCUCUCAAGUUAGUGAACUUCAACUCAGACUACCUGUCAUGUGACUGCGGCCUUCGUUGGGUACCAGGCUUCUUCCGCAGCAGCUCAGCCCGGUUGGGGGACGAAACCCUGUGUGCCUACCCGAGGAGCCUGAGGGGAAAACCCCUUCGUGGCCUGAGAGAGAGCCAGCUGAACUGUGAUGGUCCACUCGAGCUGCACACGCUGUCCCUGCUGCCAUCUCAGCGUCAGGUGGUCUUUAAAGGUGACCGGCUGCCCUUUCAUUGCACUGCCGCCUUGGUGGACAAGAUCACCACCUUACACUGGCGUCACAAUGGUCAUCUGGUGACCUCUGACCCCGAGAUGGGUGUCCAGCUAGAGACUAAUGUGCUGCAUGACUGCACCUUCAUCACCAGUGAGCUUAUUCUAUAUAACGUGCGUGCUGAGGCCAGAGGAGAGUGGGAGUGUGUGGUUUCCACCGGGCGGGGCAACACGUCUCGUAGUGUUGAAAUAUUGGUGCUGGAGAACAGUGCCUCCUUCUGUCCAGAGGAUAAAGUUGUCAACAACCGUGGGGAGUUCAGGUGGCCGAGGACUCUGGCAGGCAUCACCUCUCAUCAGUACUGCCUGCAGAUGCGAUACCCUUCCCUGUCUAUGGAGGGAGGUAGUGAGCAAAAAAAAGCCUCCAGAUACUGUGAUGAUAAUGGAAAGUGGAGGGAUGCAAACUAUACAGAGUGUCACUACACCAAUGGCAUCACUCGGGUCCUUCACACCUUCAUCCUGCGGCCCAUCAAUGUGUCCAAUGCUGUCACUCUGGCACAUCAGGUGCGCACAUACACACUAGAGGCUGCAGGCUUCACAGACUCUGUGGAUGUGUUGUAUGUGGCACAAAUGAUGGAGAAGUUUAUGGAAUAUGUCAAACAGCUACGAGAGUUGUCAGAGGUGUUGGUUGAGAUGGGCAGUAACCUAAUGCAGGUGGAUGAUCAGCUUCUCGCACUCGCCCAGAGAGAGAAGAGGGCCUGCAGCUCCAUAGUUCACUCCCUUGAGACCCUGGCCUGGCCUCAGCUCCACAGUCAUGCUCAGGAUUUCUCCAUGGUGUCCAGGAACAUUGUGAUGGAGGCUCACUUCAUUCGACCAGCCCACUUCACUGGUAUAACCUGCACUGUGUAUCAGCGACGGGACGUCUCAACAGGCAAUCUGGGAAUGGAAAUGGCCGAAUCCGUUCAUGAGCAGCAGCUUCGUUUUCGCUGCAGUACAGGCUCCCAUAAUACCUCACUCAACAGUUUCCCACUUAAGAAUUCAGUAGCCCUGGCCUCUGUGACUCUGCCAUCGACGCUGUUUCCUCCUGACGCUCCUGCAGACUGUAAACUGCAGUUUGUAGCCUUCAGAACCGGCAGCUUCUUUCCUCUGUCUGGGAACUCUAGCAACACUGGGGAACACUAUAGCAGACGUAGCGUCAACACACCUGUCAUCUUUGUUGGUCUUGACGGCUGCAGAAUGUGGAACCAUUCAGAGCCCAUCUGGGUGUCGCUUCGCCACUUGUCCCCUGGUUCUGAUGCUGUGGCAGCCCAGUCGCUGAGGAAGCUGGAGAAACCGGGAAGCUGGAGCCAGGAGGGCUGUCAGCUGGUCCACAGUGACAGCAGCAUCUCCACCAUGCGAUGCUCUCUGCUCAGCAACUAUGCUGUUCUGCAGGAGGUGCCUGACUUUCCCAACUCCGCACCCAUGUCUGUUAGGGUGCUCCACCCAGUGGUGUAUGCCAACACUGCGCUACUCCUCCUCUGCCUCUUCACCAUCAUCAUCACACACAUACUACACCACAGUACUAUUCACAUAUCAAGAAAGAGCUGGCAUACAUUACUGAAUACCUGCUUCCAUAUCGCCAUGACAACAGCUAUAUACGCUGGAGGCAUAAGUUUGACCAGCUACCCGGUGGUUUGCCAAGCAGUGGGCAUUGCCCUGCACUACUCCUCUCUGUCGACCCUGCUGUGGAUCGGCGUCAGUGCCAGGGUCCUCUACAAAGAGGCUGUGUGGAGAAUACCUCGGCAGCCAGAGGGAGAGCCUCUUGCUCCACCUACUCAGCGACCUAUGCUCAGGUUCUAUUUGAUAGCGGGUGGAGUUCCUCUUAUCAUUUGUGGGAUCACUGCAGCUGUCAAUGUCAACAACUAUGGAGACAACAGCCCUUACUGCUGGCUCUUGUGGCGCCCUAGUCUAGGGUCUUUCUUUGUCCCUGCUGGCCUGGUGGUGUUGGUGACCUGGAUCUAUUUCCUGUGCACUGGGGUUCGCCUGAGGCACAGGGUGGCCAAAGAAUGCACAGGAACCACCAUGUCUACCCCUGUGACUGAGAGCCAGCCUGCACUAGCAGGAAGCACUAGCCUCCUCUCCACAGACUCUGUGGUGGGGCCAAUGAGUCCUGUUGUGGCCCCAGAGGACCAGUACUCCUUGAAGACACAGUUUUUGGUGCUAGUGGCAACUCACUUUCUGUUUGUGGCUCUGUGGUGUUGUGGAGCGAUGGCGAUGUGGCUGACAGGACGCACCAGCUUGUUGUUUAGCAGUCUUUAUGGGAUAACUGCCACACUUUUGGGGGUGUUUCUGGUGGUGCAUCACUGCUUUAGACGCCUGGAUGUGCAGGCUUCAUGGCUUGCAUGUUGUCGGGGUUACCGCAGCUCCCAACCCAUGUCAACUUACACACACACCUGCACUACUGGGAGUGGAGUGCAGACCUCAGAGCAGGGAUCACAGCUUUUCAUCAAUUGCCAUCCACCUGCUGAGCCUCAUAAUUCAUCAUCAGCUCGGUCAUCAUCCACACCUAGUGGAAUCAGCAGCGUGGGGCCCGGACCCUGCAAGCUCACCAACCUGCUGCAGGUGUCACAAGACAAUCCAAACAACAACACUCGUGCCCCUGCAGGCAACAAUACCAGCACCAGUACUGACAACAUCACCAAGCCCACAAACAAUGUCCUACCCAUCAUUAACUCUGCAGCCCCAGUGCACCCCCAGAGGAGGAAAGUGGGGAGCAGGACUAAACAAGGAAGCAGUCAGUACCACCAUCGAGGUGAGGGCAGGGGUCAUUAUCGCCUCAAAGCUCUAAGGACUGCAGGAGGGGGCAGCCUGGGAGCUUUAGGACCCUCUGGGUUAGAUCACCUUAGUUCUUCACAUGCGGUUUACAAACAGGCCACCAGUGAGAAUGGCAGCCUCCAUCACAGCCUCUCAGAGACCCAGGCCAGCCCGCUGACCAAUGGGAAACAUGUUGGAGAGUCUGUGGUGACCAGCCCCUCAGAGGGGAGCGACGGGGGCAGCAGCGGGAGCCGAAAACCAUUCCCCCUGCUGCCCUCUAUGGCCAGCAGAGCAGCCAUGCACGGAGCUCAGAGACGGUGCGCCAGCAGAGACAAUUUGAAACUUGCAGCUGCUGCAGAGCGAGAAACUAAGCGCUGCUCCUACCCUUUGAACAGUGUCACCACAACUGUGCCGGGGGCUACUCCAAACGGUACCUUGAAAAACUCAGUGCUGGAGCUAGAGCAGGACAUGAGUGGCACUGACCAAUCACAGAGCUCCGUUGGGAUGAAGAGUGGUUUGUGGAAAAGUGAAACCACAGUCUAACCUAUUUUUAUAUGUGAACUUCUAUGCAUGACCUUAAUGGACUUUUGAAAUGAUUGGGUUAUGUUUUAAUGGUCUCUUGAUUAUUAUAAUUAUAUAAUUUAAGAUAUAAAAUCUUGGAGGCAUCCAGGACCCUAAACUGGUACUUUUGCCUCUGUAGCAUUUGAAAUAGUUUGCUGUGAAAUGGUAAAAGUUAUCACGCAGGUUUUCCAUUGUCAUUUUCAAAAAUAAGAUGCUCAUUUAUUGUAUUCAUUUCACAAUAAAAAUGUACAAGAUACCUCUGAAAUUAGCAUAUGAUGUUGAUUUUGGAUGUGUUAUGAAAGCUUUAAUGUUUUAAUAUGGAUAUUUCUAUGCAUAUCAACUAUAGCAUGAAAAGGAAUGCAAGAUGGUCCAUUUCCAAAGUUAAGCUUUAUGCAUUUACCCUGAUCUGUGGACCACUGACCCCCUUACAGUAUGUUUGCUUCAAAUAAUUGUGUGCAAAUGUAUGCUUCUGUAUGUUCAGAAUUUGUGUGUGUGUGUGUGUGUGUGUGUGUGUGUGUGUGUGUGUGUGUGUGUGUGUGUGUGUGUGUGUGUGUGUAGCCUGUAUACAAAUACAGUCAGAGAGUUGAUCUGCGUGGCUGGCUGAAUGUGGAUUAUAAAGCUAUGUGAAACUUUUGAAAACAUGACUGAUUGAUGAAUACUCCCAUCAGCACUGACUGAGCUAUCCUUAUCAAAUAUAAAAGAAGGAAUAUAAAGCAAGAGAGACGAGUCAUUGGCUUUCUCUCAUGCAGUCACCUUAUUCAAUUCUCACUUCAAGCUGACAAAUGACUGCCCCCUCCAGGUUGGUUGAGAAAGUUGACAGCCUUUUUCAGAAAUGUUAAAUUUAAGGCAAAUAUUGAAGGUUUUGUGACGAUGAACUCAUACAAUCCAUGCUUGCUUAAUAGUAAACAUCACAAUGAUAUAAAAGAUGUAAUAAUUACAAAAAAACUCAAAGUUUUAUCCAACAGUGGUUUUUAUGUACCAGUUGCUAAACCAAGAAACACCAAUGCAUUCAGAUUUUGUCCUUUUUAAUAAAGUCAAUCAAUUGCCUUUGCAUUUUUCUUUACUUACAAAGCAAAACUUCUCUUUUAAGACAAUUUGAUAGAAUUUCAGUUCAGGAAACAAUGUAAACAGGAAGUUGUGUGUCUUCUAUGCAGAUCAUUGUCAGGGCUUUUGCCAAUUGUUCUUUGAGAGGAAGUUUUGUGUGGUCAAUAGAAUGACAUAUUGUGUUUUGUUACUCCUGGGACUUUUAAAAUGUUCAGUCUGCUGUGCUGGUAUUGUAUUUAAUGUGUGCACUAUGAGCUUUUUUAUAUGCCCUCAAUAUUAGGAAUUCAGGAUGUAAAAUCCAAAGAUGUUUAAUCUAUUCCCUGUGACCAUGACUAAUAUGGAACAUCUCAUGGAAAACAAAUAUAAACAUUAAGAUAUA
Molecule: messenger RNA, 5593 nt
Organism: Labrus bergylta (ballan wrasse)
Lineage: Eukaryota; Metazoa; Chordata; Actinopteri; Labriformes; Labridae
Gene: adgra2
Product: adhesion G protein-coupled receptor A2
Biological process (GO): sprouting angiogenesis; positive regulation of canonical Wnt signaling pathway; cell surface receptor signaling pathway
Cellular component (GO): plasma membrane; Wnt signalosome
Molecular function (GO): protein binding; G protein-coupled receptor activity
Source: RefSeq, a predicted model, not a curated record